UCCGGAGGUCCCGGUGUGUCACAGGAUCUGCGACAUGUCGAUGCUGGCUGAGCGUCGGCGGAAGCAGAAGUGGGCUGUGGAUCCAAGAAACACUGCAUGGAGUAAUGACGAUUCCAAGUUUGGCCAGAGGAUGCUAGAGAAGAUGGGAUGGUCUAAAGGAAAGGGUUUAGGGGCUCAGGAGCAAGGAGCCACAGAUCAUAUUAGAGUUCAAGUUAAAAAUAACCACCUGGGACUUGGAGCGACGAUCAAUAAUGAAGACAACUGGAUCGCACAUCAGGAUGGUUUUAACCAGCUCCUGGCUGAACUAAACACUUGCCAUGCACAGGAAACAGCAG
Propithecus coquereli (Coquerel's sifaka) is the source of this 335-nucleotide messenger RNA. RefSeq names its product PIN2/TERF1-interacting telomerase inhibitor 1. Gene Ontology annotation, biological process: regulation of ribosome biogenesis. The transcript is spliced from 4 exons. The record is from RefSeq and is a predicted model, not a curated record. The annotation marks the transcript as partial. Gene Ontology annotation, molecular function: nucleic acid binding; telomerase inhibitor activity. Lineage: Eukaryota; Metazoa; Chordata; Mammalia; Primates; Indriidae. Gene Ontology annotation, cellular component: nucleolus.